This is a messenger RNA of Perognathus longimembris pacificus (Pacific pocket mouse), 2109 nucleotides long. RefSeq names its product basic proline-rich protein-like. The record is from RefSeq and is a predicted model, not a curated record. The coding region runs from base 1 to 2109 and encodes 702 amino acids. NCBI's taxonomy places the organism in Eukaryota, Metazoa, Chordata, Mammalia, Rodentia, Heteromyidae. The transcript is spliced from 4 exons.
AUGAAAAACCUUUGCUUUGGGAAAGACCUUAAUGACAAGACAAGCCACAGACUGGGGAAAACAUGUGCAAAUCACAUCUGGUUUGCAAACAAGAUAACGGCCGACGCGGUGCUGGAGGAUGUGGAGGUGUGGAGGAAUGGCCACCUGUUGCCGGGGCAGGCGGGAGGCCUGGAAGGCAGCGGUUCUCCACCGCGGCGCCGGGACGGCGGGGCGGGCCCCCGGGCCCGGCGGCACGCACGCCUUCCCCCCGGGCACCCGGAGGCCGCGUUCCGGACGCCGGCACGUGCAGGGGCGCCGACGGCCCCCGCGGGCUCCGGCCUCGCCGCAGCCCGGCGCCUGCGGGGCCCCGGGGGCGCGGGCUCCGUGACCGGGCGCGGGCGCGCCGGCCGGGCGGAGCCCGCGCGGCCCCCGGGGGACCCGGCCCGGGACCUCCGCCCCCGGGGACUCGGGCUCCGCCCCGGCGCCGCCCCGGCCGGCCCGGGCCUCCCCUCCCCACCUCCCCGCCGACCCGGGCCGCGGCUCACCCUCCGUCCCGGCCGCCGCGCCGCCGCCACCGCCACCCUCGCAGCCCCGGGCUUCCCGGCGGGCCCGCGCCGCCCGCUCCCCGGGGCAACGGCGGUGAUGGGGCUUCCGGCUCCGCACUGGGCUCGGGCCGAGCGGCCGGCGGCGGGGCCCGCGGGGGCCGAGCUGGACGCGGUCUCCUCGCCAGCGAACCGACGCGCUUCGGCGCAUGCGCCGGGUCGGCGCCGGGCUCGCUCGGCGCACGCGCGCCGCCGCCCGGUCAAGCCCCGCCCCGCGCGACCCCGCCCCGCGCGACACGCCCCCUCCUGGAGCCGCCGGCGCGCGGUGAUUGGGCCCCGGAGGUUCGCACCUUCCCGGCGGCCCGCGUGCGGGCGGAGGCCCGAGGCGAGGCGAGCGACGAGGGCGGUCUCCCGGAGCGCAGCGGGCCGAGGGCUCGGGCGGGCCUCCCUUCCCACGGAGCAGGCUUCCGGGGCUGGCGGGGUCCGAGCCCGGGUGAGGACCGGAGGGGCACAAACGCUCCCGGACGCCGGGCCGCAGCGCGCGGCGCUGGGAGACCCGGCCCAGCCGCCAGGCCCCGCGAGGGGGACGAGCGUCCGCCCGACGGUCUCCGCGGCCCGGCCCGAAGUCCACCCAGCGCCGCGUAGCGCCGGCCUCCCCGACGGCAGCGCGGGCCUCCCCGACGGCAGCGCGGGCCUCCCCGACGGCAGCGCGGGCCUCCCCGACGGCAGCGCGGGCCUCACCCCACCGCCACGCCGGCCUCCCCCACCGCAGCGCGGGCCUCCCCGACGGCAGCGCCGGCCUCCCCCACCGCAGCGCGGGCCUCCCCCACCUCAGCGCGGGCCUCCCCCACCGCAGCGCGGGCCUCCCCCACCGCCACGCCGGCCUCCCCCACCGCAGCGCGGGCCUCCCCGACGGCAGCGCCGGCCUCCCCCACCGCAGCGCGGGCCUCCCCCACCUCAGCGCGGGCCUCCCCCACCGCAGCGCCGGCCUCCCCCACCGCAGCGCCGGCCUCCCCCACCGCAGCGCGGGCCUCCCCCACCUCAGCGCGGGCCUCCCCCACCGCAGCGCGGGCCUCCCCCACCGCAGCGCCGGCCUCCCCGACGGCAGCGCGGGCCUCCCCGACGGCAGCGCCGGCCUCCCCCACCGCAGCGCGGGCCUCCCCCACCGCAGCGCCGGCCUCCCCGACGGCAGCGCGGGCCUCCCCGACGGCAGCGCGGGCCUCACCCCACCGCAGCGCCGGCCUCCCCGACGGCAGCGCGGGCCUCACCCCACCGCAGCGCGGGCCUCCCCGACGGCAGCGCGGGCCUCACCCCACCGCAGCGCCGGCCUCCCCCACCGCAGCGCCGGCCUCCCCCACCGCAGCGCCGGCCUCACCCCACCGCAGCGCCGGCCUCCCCCACCGCAGCGCGGGCCUCCCCGACGGCAGCGCGGAUCCCUAACCACAGCGCGGGCCUCCCCCACCGCAGCGCGGGCCCCCGACCACAGCAGCACGUGUGCAGGUCUGAAAAGCUGUGUGGGGACGGGAAGGAGCUUCUGCCUCUGGGAGACACGGGGCACUGGGUUCGGUGCCCUUUGCCUGGCAAGUGA